AUGUCAUUAGACAACAUUGUUCCCCAACGUAGAAUCUUUACUAAUCAUGAUUUGGAGCUAUUUUGCUCAUCACAUACAUAUGAGGAUAUCUUUGGCUUCAUUUGCAUGCUUAAUAAUCAAGUUCAAGGUAUUCCUACAUCAGAAACAUUCGAUCUUUCACAAAAUGUUCUGUAUAUUCUUUCUAUGUUAGAACAAAUUCAUUCACUAAUUGAUCGUCAUCCUCCAAUACAAAAUAACAAAUCAAGAUUUGGGAAUGCAGCAUUUCGUUCAUUUUAUGAUGAUAUGGAGAAAUCUGCUCAAGAUAUGCAUACAUGGUUUUCAUUACCAGAAAAUACUAUAAUAGAAGUUUCAAAAUAUUUCACAGAAUCAUGGGGAAAUAAGAUGAGAAUAGACUACGGAAGCAUUCAUGAACUUCACUUUAUUUCUUGGCUAUUUUGUUUAUAUAAAAUAAACAUUUUAACAGACUUAGAUGGAAAAGCUCUUAUAAUUAGGGUUUUUAACAGAUAUAUUCUAGUAAUGCGCAGAAUUCAAACAGUAUACUGGUUGGAACCCGCAGGAUCACAUGGCGCUUGGGGACUGGAUGAUUAUCACUUUCUUCCUUUUCUUUUUGGUUCAGCACAACUUAUAAAUCAUAAGUACAUACGACCACGGUGCAUCCAUGAUAAUGAUAUACUAGAAGAAUUUUCCAAAGACUUUAUAUAUUUAGAUUAUAUUCGGUUUAUUAACUCUAUAAAAACAGUAUCAUUACGUUGGCAUUCACCUAUGCUAGAUGACAUUUCCAUCGUUAAGCAAUGGAAAAAUGUUAAUAUAGGCAUGCUUAAAAUGUAUAAAGCAGAAGUCCUAAGUAAAUUUACAAUUAUGCAACAUUAUCUAUUCGGACGCCUAAUUCCAGCCGCUGAGGGCAUGACUCAAAAUAAUCAUAAUAAUAUAGCGGUAACUCAAUGCAACAAUACUUGGGGAGAUUGUUGUGGUAUUCGUAUUCCAAGCAUGAUAGGUGCAGCUAGUAUAGAUAAAAAAGAUAAACUACGAGUCAUAAAUGGCAUAUUUAAAUCGUGA
This is a messenger RNA of Pneumocystis murina B123, 1056 nucleotides long. RefSeq lists its product as hypothetical. NCBI's taxonomy places the organism in Eukaryota, Fungi, Ascomycota, Pneumocystomycetes, Pneumocystales, Pneumocystaceae. Gene Ontology annotation, molecular function: peptidyl-prolyl cis-trans isomerase activity; protein tyrosine phosphatase activator activity. The coding region runs from base 1 to 1056 and encodes 351 amino acids. The transcript is spliced from 5 exons. Gene Ontology annotation, cellular component: protein phosphatase type 2A complex; cytoplasm; nucleus. The record is from RefSeq and is a predicted model, not a curated record. Gene Ontology annotation, biological process: mitotic spindle organization.